Molecule: messenger RNA, 1861 nt
Organism: Carlito syrichta (Philippine tarsier)
Lineage: Eukaryota; Metazoa; Chordata; Mammalia; Primates; Tarsiidae
Gene: NR1H4
Product: nuclear receptor subfamily 1 group H member 4
Exons: 9
Coding region: 24-1484 (486 amino acids)
Biological process (GO): negative regulation of transcription by RNA polymerase II; bile acid signaling pathway; negative regulation of inflammatory response
Molecular function (GO): RNA polymerase II cis-regulatory region sequence-specific DNA binding; bile acid binding; zinc ion binding
Source: RefSeq, a predicted model, not a curated record
CAGUUGCUGUGAGUGAGCUAAGAAUGGUAAUGCAGUUUCAGGGGCUAGAAAAUCCAAUUCAGAGUAGUCUUCAUCACAGCUGCACACCACCAGCAUUUCUCACGGACACGAUGAGCUUGAAGCCCACUAAAGGUGUACUAACAGAACAAGUGGCAGGUCCCCUGGGACAGAAUCCAGAAGUGGAACCGUACUCACAAUACAACAAUGCUCAGUUUCCCCAAGUUCAACCACAGAUUUCCUCAUCACCCUAUUAUUCCAACCUGGGCUUCUACCCCCAGCAGCCUGAAGAGUGGUACUCUCCUGGAAUAUACGAGCUCAGGCGCAUGCCAGCGGAGGCUCUCUAUCAGGCAGAGGUGGAGGUAGCAGAGAUGCCCGUCACCAAGAAGCCCCGGAUGGGCACGUCUGCUGGGAGGAUCAAAGGGGAUGAGCUGUGUGUUGUCUGUGGAGACAGGGCAUCUGGAUACCACUACAAUGCACUGACCUGCGAGGGGUGCAAAGGUUUCUUCAGGAGAAGCAUCACCAAAAACGCCGUGUACAAGUGUAAAAAUGGGGGCAACUGUGUGAUGGACAUGUACAUGCGAAGAAAGUGUCAAGAGUGCCGACUAAGGAAAUGCAAAGAGAUGGGAAUGUUGGCUGAAUGUAUGUAUACAGGCUUGUUAACAGAAAUUCAGUGUAAAUCUAAACGACUGAGAAAAAACGUGAAGCAGCAUGCUGAUCACACCAUUAACGAAGACAGUGAAGGUCGUGAUUUGCGACAAGUGACCUCAACAACAAAGACAUGCAGGGAGAAAACUGAACUCACCCCCGAGCAACAGACUCUUCUACAUUAUAUUAUGGAUUCAUACAGCAAACAGAGGAUGCCUCAGGAAAUAACAAAUAAAAUUUUAAAAGAAGAAUUCAGUGCAGAAGAAAACUUUCUGAUUUUAACAGAAAUGGCUACCAAUCAUGUACAGAUUCUUGUGGAAUUCACAAAAAAGCUGCCAGGAUUUCAGACUUUGGACCAUGAGGAUCAGAUUGCUUUGCUGAAAGGGUCUGCAGUUGAAGCUAUGUUUCUCCGUUCAGCUGAGAUUUUCAACAAGAAGCUUCCAGCUGGACAUGUUGACCUGUUGGAAGAAAGAAUUCGAAAGAGUGGUAUCUCUGAUGAAUACAUAACACCGAUGUUUAGCUUUUAUAAAAGUAUUGGGGAAUUGAAAAUGACUCAAGAAGAAUAUGCUCUGCUUACAGCAAUUGUUAUCCUCUCUCCAGACAGACAAUACAUAAAGGACAGAGAGGCCGUGGAGAAGCUUCAGGAACCUCUGCUUGAUGUGCUCCAGAAGCUGUGUAAGAUUCACCAGCCCGAGAACCCCCAGCAUUUCGCCUGCCUCCUGGGCCGCCUGACGGAACUGCGGACGUUCAAUCACCACCAUGCCGAGAUGCUGAUGUCGUGGAGGGUGAACGACCACAAGUUCACCCCGCUUCUCUGCGAGAUCUGGGAUGUGCAGUGAUGAGCCCCGCAGGGGAGGGCCUGGCUCCGUGCCUCCUCGUCAUAUGAAUCUGAUGUACAACUCUCCUUUAUUCCAUUUGAACCUGGUCUCACUCGAGAAAUCCUGGCGAAUAUUUAUGUUGUAAUUACACGUGUAACUUCCACACCUGUAACUACGGGCUAGAUAGAGCUGCUUUCUCUGCACUGUAUGUCACAAGGCUUCAGGGACCUACGUUCUGACUGGCAUGCCCGGCCUGCCUCGCUAGAUCGACUGCUGCUUCAAUUCUAUCUGUCAGACGAGGAAGAAUCUCAUUUUGUUUUUCAUCUUACCACAUUACGUAUAUUUUAUUAAAGAGUUGUAUUCAGUUUUGGCAAUAAACCAAACAUAAUGGCCACAGG